CUAAUGAUAUUGCUGUCAGUGUGUAUUGUACUGUACAUGAAGAAAUCUAUGAGAAAGUGGUACCACUUAUACCAGUGAUAGAGUCGCCAACUGUCCAGAAAUUACCGGAUUCUCGAGACCUACCGAACGUAUUGUUCGUUGGCAUCGAUUCGGUGUCGAGACUGCAGUUCGACCGACACUUUGCCAUCACUGCCCGCAAUGUAAUCAGUGGACAGGGAUUUCACACAAUGUAUGGCU
This is a messenger RNA of Oppiella nova, 237 nucleotides long. The record is from the annotation of a GenBank genome assembly. NCBI's taxonomy places the organism in Eukaryota, Metazoa, Arthropoda, Arachnida, Sarcoptiformes, Oppiidae.